AUGAGAAUUUAUCAGUGUCACUUUUGUUCGUCACCAGUUUAUCCUGGUCACGGUAUUAUGUUUGUUAGGAAUGAUGCUAAAGAGUUUAGGUUCUGUCGUUCCAAAUGUCACAAGAACUUCAAGCAACGUCGUAACCCACGUAAGUUGAGAUGGACCAAGGCCUUCAGGAAGGCUGCUGGUAAGGAACUAGCAGUUGAUUCAACUUUGACCUUUGCCCAAAGAAGAAAUGUUCCUGUCAGAUACAACAGGGAAUUGGUGGCUACUACAUUAAAGGCUAUGUCUAGAAUAGAAGAGAUCAGAUUGAAACGUGAAAGAGCUUUCUAUAAGAACAGAAUGAAGGGCAAUAAGGAAAGAGACUUCUUGAGAGACAAGAAGUUGGUGGAAUCAAACCCUGAACUGUUGAGAAUGAGAGAAGUAGAGAUCGCAAAUAGACUAGCCAAAGAACAAGAAGAAGAAGAAGAUCUAGAGGAAGAGGAAGAAGAUAUGGAAAUCGAUUCUGAGGAAGAAGAAGAAGAACAAUUGGAGAAACAAAAGAUUUUGUUAAAGAACAAAAAGAGAAACUCCAAGAAGAUUGCAUUUUGA
Vanderwaltozyma polyspora DSM 70294 is the source of this 582-nucleotide messenger RNA. It is a transcript of the gene RLP24, whose product is annotated as ATPase-activating ribosome biosynthesis protein. Gene Ontology annotation, biological process: ribosomal large subunit biogenesis. The transcript has a single exon. The record is from RefSeq and is a predicted model, not a curated record. Gene Ontology annotation, cellular component: nucleolus. Lineage: Eukaryota; Fungi; Ascomycota; Saccharomycetes; Saccharomycetales; Saccharomycetaceae. The coding region runs from base 1 to 582 and encodes 193 amino acids.